ACUUCUUUUAGUUGAAUAGAAACAUCUUAGCGACAUAAGACGUUUUUUUAUGUUAAAAGUAUCAUAGUUUUUUAUUACAUUAUUACUUAACAUUAUUAUUUGUCAACAUUUUAGAUAAUUGAAGAUGGAAUAUUCCACAUAAUUUCAAAAAUAUUCAGUCAACAUGGUCAUCAAAUUUCUUUUAACUGUUGGAAUAAUUUUAGAAGCAGUCAGUCUUUGCUUAACAAUAGAUAUAUUUGGUCACUUGGGUCGGUCUUAUCGGGCCAGUCUCAUACAGUUUCAAGAAGACCCGCAGUUCGGUAACAAACCCAUAUUGAACGAAUAUGACUUCAUCGUCGUGGGAGCUGGAGCUGCAGGAGCGACAGUGGCACGGCGUUUGGCCGAAAUCAGCGAAUGGAAAGUCUUAUUGUUAGAAGCCGGCGGAGAAGAAUCGUUGAUCACUUCAGUUCCGGCUAUUGCUCACUACUUGCAAUUCACCAACUAUAAUUGGGGCUACAGGACCGAAGAAGAGCCUCACGCUUGCAAAGGACUGGUGAACAAACGUUGUCCCUGGCCGGCCGGGAAAGGUAUUGGAGGCAGUACGAUUAUUAACAACAACAUGUACACUAGGGGCAAUGUGAAAGACUUUGACGGAUGGGCGGAAAACGGGAAUCCAGGAUGGUCGUACAACGACGUUCUACCCUAUUUUUUGAAAAUCGAAGACAUAAACGUGCCCGAGCUAAAAAGGUCUGUACAUCACGGUGUAGGCGGUCCUAUGCCUAUAAGUUACAUACCGUUCAAAAGUAAAUUAAUGGACGCAUUUUUGGAGUCUGCUCCUGAAGUGGGAAUGAAAACUGGCGAUUACAACGCUCCUGGCAGCAACGUCGUGUUUUCCAGAAUCCAAAGUACCACGUUGAACGGUCGAAGGGUGACUUCUGCCAAGGCGUAUCUCCGAGAAAAUUUAAGCAAUUUACAUAUUGUCGAAUUCGCUACGGUCACGAAAAUAUUGAUUGAUCCGAAUACAAAAGCGGCAUAUGGAGUGGAGUUUGUGAAGAACAAGAAAAACAGAAAAGCGUUGGCUAAAAAAGAGGUGAUCGUGUCAGCGGGAACGUUCAACUCGGCCAAGCUUUUAAUGUUAUCCGGUAUUGGACCCAAAGAACACCUAGAGCCACUAGGAAUCAAAGUGCUGCAGAAUUUGCGAGUCGGCGAUAACUUGCAAGAACACCCUGCAUAUGCCGGUUUGAGUUUCGUCAUAAAUGAAACUUUAUCGUUAGUUCCCGACCGGGUAUAUCGCAAAAUAAUAACCGAGACAUUCAGAAUAUUAGAAGGGACUAGUAUCAUGUCAACUCUGCCCUGUGAGGGUAUUGGUUAUGUUAAAACAAAGUAUAAUACAUGGAAGGGCGAUUUACCGGAUAUAGAAUACAUAUUCAUACCAUCGAGUUUGGCCGGCGAAGGGGGUUUAGGCGGAAAUAUUGGUCGAAGAUCUAUGGGUGUACCCGACGACUUGUUCAACGAUAUGUACAAAGGCAUAAUGGCCAAAGACUCUUGGACAAUUUGGCCAAUGCUGACGUACCCGAAGAGUAGGGGUCAGGUUCGACUGCGCGACGCCGAUCCUCGUUCAAAACCUGUGAUAAAUGCCAAUUUCUUUAGCGACCCAAUCGAUUUGAACAGGCUCGUCGAAGGUAUCAAGAUGAUCAUUAAUCUCAGCAAAACCAAGCCGUUUCAAAAGUACGGUUCGAGGCUGCACAAACGACCUAUGCCCGGUUGUAAACAUAUCGAGUUCGGUACCGACGAUUAUUGGUCUUGUUGCAUUCAGAGAAUGACAAUGCAAAUGCAUCACCAAUGUGGUACUUGUAAAAUGGGCCCGGAAUGGGACCGUAACGCAGUAGUUAACGCACAACUGAAGGUGUACGGAAUUUCCAACCUGAGAGUGAUCGACUGUUCGAUUAUGCCUACAAUUACCGGUGGGCAUACUAUGGCACCAGCUUAUAUGAUAGGUGAAAAGGGCGCUGAUUUGGUGAAAAAUUCAUGGUUGAAUCGGUCAAUUUAUUAAUCUUAUAAUAUUAAUUUCCGAUGCAACAAAUUCUGUGAUAUCAAAUUAAGUUUAAAUGUGUAUUAGACACACGUAGUUUUGUAAGUGUUCAAAACGUAUUACCAUAAUGAAUUAAGACAAUAAUUAAUGACAUUUUUUGUAAAGAAAUGAACAACAAUUAUGUAUAUCUAUAUUUGAUUAAAUUAGUAGUACCAUCGAUGUAGAUAAAAAAAUAUUACAAUGAAUAUACAAAAUUGUUGGCUAUUAAAAUUAAUUUAAAUAAUUAAAAAAUAAGUAAGUAAUAGAAUACAAUUGUUUGCGGAAUAUACUAUUAUGCUUAGCAGAUUAUUUUAUUAUGAGAAAAUUUCACUAUUAAAGCUGU
Molecule: messenger RNA, 2393 nt
Organism: Adelges cooleyi (spruce gall adelgid)
Lineage: Eukaryota; Metazoa; Arthropoda; Insecta; Hemiptera; Adelgidae
Product: glucose dehydrogenase [FAD, quinone]-like
Exons: 3
Coding region: 164-2032 (622 amino acids)
Molecular function (GO): oxidoreductase activity, acting on CH-OH group of donors; flavin adenine dinucleotide binding
Source: RefSeq, a predicted model, not a curated record